Molecule: messenger RNA, 948 nt
Organism: Puccinia triticina
Lineage: Eukaryota; Fungi; Basidiomycota; Pucciniomycetes; Pucciniales; Pucciniaceae
Exons: 4
Coding region: 1-948 (315 amino acids)
Source: RefSeq, a predicted model, not a curated record
AUGCCAGGAAGACUAGAGCACCGAGUGGCGGUGAUCACGGGCGGAGGAAGCGGGAUCGGGAUGGAGUCGUCACUUUUGUUCGCCUCGGAAGGCUGUCAGGUGAUCGUUGCCGACAUCGACGUUCUCGCGGCCGCCCGAACCGUCGCUAGGAUCCUGGUCGCCUCCGCGGACAAGUGUCCGGCGCCUAUGGCCUUCCAAUGCGAUGUGGGCAAGGAGGAGGACGUGAAGGCGUUGGUGGAUAAAGCCGUCGAGGUCGGCGGCCGCUUGGACGUCAUUUUCAACAAUGCAGGGAUCAUGCACCCCGACGACUCGGAUGCCGUCCAGACGGAGGAGAAGAUCUGGGACCUCACGAUGCGUGUGAACUGCAAAGGGGUCUGGUGGGGCUGCAAGUACGGCAUCCAAGCGAUGCUGGCCAACCCGGUGGAUGAGGGCAAGGGCUUGAAGCGGGGCGGAAGCAUCAUCAACACGGCCAGCUUUGUGGCCAAGCUCGGCGCCGCGACUCCCCAACUCGCCUAUACCGCAAGCAAAGGCGCCGUGUUGGCGAUGACUAGGGAACUGGCCAUGGUCCACGCCCGAGACGGGAUCCGAGUGAAUGCGCUAUGUGCCGCCCACGUUGAAGAGCUGGUCCGAAUUUCCAAUAAAGUAGAGAUUGCGCAAGGCUGGAUCACGUAUCGAGACCUCCGUGACAUAGCAUGGUCCUCGACUCCCCAUAUACGGGCGGCCAUGUUCAAAGGAGAAGACCCGGACCGCGCGGAAGCGGGAUACCCUGAGGACGUUGAAGUGGCAAUCGAGAAAUUGUGUUCCAAUCUGAGGGAGUUGAUUCAUCCAGACUUAAAAACACCCAAGCCUCCCCAGAACACCCAACCCAAGCCUCCCCAGAACACCCAACCCAAGCCUCCCCAGAACACCCAACCCAAGCCUCCCCAGAACACCCAAAAUCUCCUGUAA